Molecule: messenger RNA, 707 nt
Organism: Physeter macrocephalus (sperm whale)
Lineage: Eukaryota; Metazoa; Chordata; Mammalia; Artiodactyla; Physeteridae
Gene: TSEN15
Product: tRNA splicing endonuclease subunit 15
Exons: 3
Coding region: 369-647 (92 amino acids)
Biological process (GO): tRNA splicing, via endonucleolytic cleavage and ligation
Molecular function (GO): nucleic acid binding
Source: RefSeq, a predicted model, not a curated record
ACAACAAGUCCUUCAGGGCCCAAUUUGCAUCCCACCUCUGCCAGGAAACAUUCACCAACCAAGCCACCUGAGUGGAGCUCCUUUGACCUGUUGUGUCAUGUUUUUUUAUUCCACUUACUUGGUUUUUAGUCACUUACUGUCAUGUAGUUUUAUUUACCUACAAUUGCAGGUGUGUGUGUGUUUACCCUAACAAUCCAUACGUUUUUUAGAGAUAGGGAUCAGGGCUUAAUUGCCAUGUAACUCCCACUAUACCUAUAAGAGAGUCUUAUAUAUUAUCUAUUUAAUGAAUAGUUGUUGUUUGAAAGAAAAUAUUAAGAGAUUCUUCCUUCUCUAUUUGACAAUUACAUUUUGAUUUUCAGUAUUUAGAAAUGAUGGAAUUAGAUAUAGGAGAUGCCACCCAAGUUUAUAUAGCAUUCUUGGUUUACCUGGACCUCAUGGAGAGUAAAAGUUGGCAUGAAGUAAACUGUGUGGGAUUACCAGACCUCCAGCUCAUCUGCCUUCUUGGUACUGAGAUAGAAGGAGAAGGGUUACAGACUGUGGUACCUACACCCGUCAGUGCUUCCCUCAGCCAUAACAGAAGCUGUGGCAGGCAGCCUCUAAGAUGGCUUCUUAUAAUCCGGCCUUCUGAUGGUCACACUCUUGUGUAAUUCCCUUCCAUGGAGUGUGGUCUGGAGUUAGUGACUUGCUUUCAAUAAAUAAAAUUUGGC